Messenger RNA from Seriola dumerili (greater amberjack), 2507 nucleotides. RefSeq names its product ATPase Na+/K+ transporting subunit beta 3 (gene atp1b3a). The record is from RefSeq and is a predicted model, not a curated record. Bases 220 to 1059 code for a protein of 279 amino acids. The transcript is spliced from 7 exons. NCBI's taxonomy places the organism in Eukaryota, Metazoa, Chordata, Actinopteri, Carangiformes, Carangidae. Gene Ontology annotation, molecular function: ATPase activator activity. Gene Ontology annotation, biological process: sodium ion export across plasma membrane; intracellular sodium ion homeostasis; intracellular potassium ion homeostasis. Gene Ontology annotation, cellular component: sodium:potassium-exchanging ATPase complex.
GGCUUUUUUUUUGUUCCACCAGAGCAUCUCUCUCCUUCUGCUCUCCCUCUUUCUACACCGCCCACUCCUUCCCAACCAUUGAUCCGACCACUCACCGCCGCGUCCCCGGCUUCUUCGCCUCAUUACAUCGCCUGCUGCGCUUUUCUGCAUUUUUUUAGGCAGAAGAAACCGCACAUUUUGGACGAAAAGAAGAAGAAGAAAAAAUAAUAGAUCACCACCAUGGCGAGCACCGAGGAUAAAGCGACCAACAAGGAGAACGCGUCCAGCUGGAAGGACUCCUUCUACAACCCGAGGACCGGGGAGGUGCUGGGUCGCACGGCCAGCAGCUGGGCCCUCAUCCUGUUGUUCUACUUGGUUUUCUACUGUUUCUUGGCCGGUAUGUUCGCCCUGACGAUGUGGGUGCUGCUGCUCACUCUGGAUGACAAUGUGCCGAGGUACAGAGACCGAGUUCCACAUCCAGGCUUGAUGAUUCGUCCAAAUUCACUGGACAUCACAUUCAACAAAUCCGACCCGCUCAAGUAUUCUCAGUACGUCCAACACCUGGAGUCCUUCCUGCAAAGAUAUAAUGAUACAGAGCAGGAGAAGAACGAGGACUGCGCUCAGGGAGAGUACUUUCUGCAGGACGAUACCGAGGAAAUGACAAAGAAAGCUUGUCGCUUCAAGAGAGGAUCCCUCAGUUUCUGCUCUGGCCUUUCUGACAUCAACUUUGGAUAUUCUGAGGGAAAACCCUGCGUGCUAGUGAAAAUGAACAGGAUCAUUGGGCUGAAGCCCCGCGGCGAUCCCUAUAUCAACUGCACAGUAAAAAAGGACAACCCAAUUCAAAUGCAAUAUUUCCCAAGUGAGGGGCGCAUUGAUAAGAUGUAUUUCCCCUACUAUGGCAAGAGAGCUCAUGAGAAUUACGUGCAGCCUCUGGUGGCUGUGAAGCUGCUGCUCACCAAGGAGGACUACAACAAGGAGCUGUCAGUGGAGUGCAGGGUAGAGGGCUCUGACAUCCGCAACGACGAUGAAAGAGAUAAGUUCCUGGGCCGCGUCACCUUCAGGAUCAAGGUGGUCGAGUAAAAGAGAUGACAGAAACCUGGUGCAGAGGCUGCCCACGUGUACUAAGGAUUUAUGUUUAAAGAUUUAAAAAAUAAAUAAAAAAGGAAGGAAGGAAGUGUCAAAUACGUCACAAAGACUGCAUUUUGGGAUGUGGCCAAAACAUUUUAAUGCAGAUUAGUUUGGCUUCCAGUAGAAGAGCCAGUUACAGAAAUCGAAUGUUGCUUUGCUGACAUUUCUGACCCUUCUUUCCUUGAUGAUUCCUUUGCUGACCUCCUCAAAGAUCCCCAGAACAAGACACAGGCUCUGCUCCUGACCAUCCAUCCAUCCUUUCAUUCAUUCACCUGUUGCACUCUUCAUUCUUCACUUCAGUUCAUUUUAUUUUAUUUUUUUUUAAUUUUUUUUAGUAUUGAUGUGAUUAGGUAACUUAUAGCCAUUGCAACCAAGCCAUUUGGAGCUAUUGUGUAGUUGCUGAUACAAUUUUUUUAAAUGUUUUUUAGAUUUUCCUGCUGUCAGGAAGAGAGUGUUGUUUCCAUCCCUCCAAACUGUAUGGACGACUGUAUUAUCGCUGAUGUUGAGAGGAUUUUUAUCUUGCUGUAUAGUGUAAUUGAGAAAGUAGAACAUUUCCAACACAUCUCCAGAGUAUUCACAUUAUCACAUCACAAAGACUUCAUAGGAACGUACCUUGAUAAUCAAGUAUAGCCACUGUAUCCCUGUAUAUGAAAUGCCAAUUACAAAGUCCCUUUCUACAUAUAAAUACAUUGUGAUCCUUACCAUAUUUAGGGAAUUAUAGAUAGAUCUUUGUGUUGUGGUCUGCGUAGCCACAACCCAGUCUUGUGCCGUCUGUCUGUCUGUCUGCAUGUCCGUCUGUCUGUCUGCCCGUCUUCCUGUUUACUCACCUCUCCACUGCAAUAGCCAACAUGUGGGUGGGCCCUCCGGGAUUGGAUACGUUGUCUCGCUUCACCUCGCCGGGUGCUGCGUGUUGAUGGUGGCUGAGGUGACACACACACACACACACACACACACACACAGACACACACACACACAGAAGGUACAGUGUUGAAAUUGUUUUCAAGGCGGAGAGGUGCUGGAAAAGCGUUGCAAAAAUAAAGAAGUUCACUGUAACUAUGUACUGUAUAUCUUUACGUGAUCUGUAUAUCUAUCUGGGUCUCAAAGAUUGUUUGUUAGAUUUCUCUCUUCUUCAGCCUGUUGAUCUGAUUGUCUGCCAAUCUAUUACUCUUCAAUGUAUAUAUAUAUACACUAUCUACCAUAUUUACUUAAUUCACAUUGUAUUUUUGUCACAAAACACAAUGUCUGUGCACUGUAAAGAAAUAAUUUAAGCAAAGAUUUACAGGAAAUGAUCUUAUUCAAAGCUAUGUUUACACAGUCUUAAAAGGAACCCGCAUUUGAAAGAACAACUUGUAACAUCUCUUCAGGGUGCCUUAAGACCUGAUGAAAUAAAUUGUGGAAUA